UGACCGGGAGAAGGGAGGGUAGCUCCCCUGCUAGCCACACACACACGCACGCACGCACGCACGCACGCACACACACGUACAGUGCUAACAGACAGAGGCAGUGGGCCAGCCAGCAGACCGCCUGCCGACCAGCAGCCAUGACAGACACCGACUCCCUGAGCGAGGCACUAAAGGCUAUCAGUGUGAGUACAGAGCUGAUCGAGGAGGAGCUGAAACCGCAUUUGGACGCAGUGCUGGCUGCUCUGCUGGAAAAGAAGAAAGAUGCUGCUGUUGAGAUCACAAGAAGUGGGAUUCUGCCCACACUGGCUCAGGCCCUGCGCGGUAAAAACAGCCUGAACUGCCAGGUGGCUCUGGUGGUGGCAGAGAUGGCUCGUGAAGCUGCAGUCAGGGAGCCGUGCAUUGAAGCAGGCCUGGUGAAGGUGCUGGUUCCCCAUCUGAACAGCAAUAACGAGGAGAUGCUGCUGAAUACUGGCAGGGCCAUCGGACGCAUCUGCUUUGACAACUCAUACCAACAGGACCAGUUGGUCCAGAGUGGUGUGAUCCCCAGACUGUUGUGCAUAAUAAGAGAGUAUCCAGAGAACGACCCCCUGGUCAACGUCUGCCUGCUGGCCCUCUGUAACCUGGCUGAUAUGGACUCUGCGCGGGAUGCCCUGGCAGAGCUGGACGUUGCAGACGUGCUGACGUUUCAGCUGAAACGGGCGCCAGAUGCUGAACGCCGACAUGUCAUCCUGGAAAUACUGAGCUCACUGGGCGAGAGCGAUACGCUGAAGCUGCAGUUUGCAGAGUCAGAUGUACCAGAAGCUUUGUCAGAGAUGAUUCGGGGUCUGCAGGGAGGUUCUGACCCCCACGACCUCUGCAGCAUCAAAAUCGCCUCCAACCUCAUAGUGUCCCUGCUUUUAGGAGAUGAGUCUAUGCAGAAGUGUUUUGGUGAGGGAUCAGGUCUGGUGUAUCAGGAUGUUCUGUCCUGGCUGCAGAGCCCCAACACGCAGCUGCAGCUGUCCGGAGCCCUGGCCAUCGCCAACUUUGCCAGGAACGACAGUAACUGCGUGAAGAUGCUGGACCUCGGUGUGGUCCCUCACAUCCUCACCUUGUUGGAGCAGCAUGUCGACGAAGGAGAUGUGUCUGUUCAACAUGCUGGACUGAGCGCGCUCAGAAACCUGGCCAUUCCUGCCACCAAUAAAGUGCGGAUGCUGGAGGACGGCGUGACUGAGAGGAUAAAGACGCUGCUGCGCUCUGACAUGCCACCAGUUCAGUUCAAACUGCUGGGUACAUUACGCAUGAUGGUGGAUGGACAGGAGGAGGCAGCCUUGGUGCUGGGGAGAGAUGCUGUGCUGCUGGCUCGGGUCAUGGAGUGGUGUGAAGCCAAAGACCAUGCAGGAGUCAGAGGAGAAGCCAGUCGCCUGUUGGCUGCCCUCAUCAGACACAGCCGCAGCCCCGAAGUUGUCAGUGCUGUAGCCAAAGCAGCUGGGGUUCGGCACCUUAUCUCCAUGGCAACAAGUGAACAUGUCAUCAUGCAGAACGAGGCCCUGGUUUCCCUGGCGAUAGCAUCUGCCAUUGACAUUGAGUCAAUGAAUGAUACGUUUAGAGAUGCGGAGCUGUUGCCCAUGCUGAAGAAGAUGUUGGAGGAUCCUGUGGGGGCGGUCGAAGUCAAGUUCAGCGCUUUAGGUCUCAUCUGUAGCCUGGCUAACUCUGGUGUGAUGAAGGAGCAGUUGAACUCUGUGAAUAUGAAGGAAAGCCUCAGUAAACUGACAGAUCAUAGCAGCAGUAAACUGGCCUCACAGGCCAGCUCCGUACUGGCCAUUCUUGGAGACACCAGCUAAACCAGCACGCUGCAACAAAGAAUCCGGUCUGCUGUAUUGAUUUUUUCCAUCUUAUCCAAUGGCAUACUUUCAUUCAAAUGAUCUUACUGCACAGUUACACAGCUAAACAGUCACCUGUUUAGUGGCAACAAUUUUGAAUAAAAGAAAGCAAGACUGAGACUUAAUAGCCCCAACAGCAGCCCCCAGCGGCUGCAACGUUUGUUAGUUAUAUUUGCAAUGACACUAAAAUAAAAAGUCAAGGAGAAAACAAAAAUAUGAUCAUUCUGUGGAAUUUGUAAAUAUCUACCAAAUUUCACUGUC
Molecule: messenger RNA, 2120 nt
Organism: Chelmon rostratus (copperband butterflyfish)
Lineage: Eukaryota; Metazoa; Chordata; Actinopteri; Chaetodontiformes; Chaetodontidae
Product: rap1 GTPase-GDP dissociation stimulator 1
Exons: 14
Coding region: 138-1820 (560 amino acids)
Biological process (GO): positive regulation of GTPase activity
Cellular component (GO): cytosol
Molecular function (GO): guanyl-nucleotide exchange factor activity; protein binding
Source: RefSeq, a predicted model, not a curated record